Colletotrichum phormii is the source of this 1900-nucleotide messenger RNA. RefSeq names its product glycosyl hydrolase. Gene Ontology annotation, biological process: carbohydrate metabolic process. The transcript is spliced from 11 exons. The record is from RefSeq and is a predicted model, not a curated record. Lineage: Eukaryota; Fungi; Ascomycota; Sordariomycetes; Glomerellales; Glomerellaceae. The coding region runs from base 42 to 1829 and encodes 595 amino acids. Gene Ontology annotation, molecular function: hydrolase activity, hydrolyzing O-glycosyl compounds.
CAUGUUAUAGGGAAGGGCAAUUCAUAUGCAUUAUAGUAGACAUGAUGUUGUCACUUGUAAUAGCAGCCGCGUGGCUGACCAUUUCUUCAACGGCACUGGGAUCCAACUCGACCUUCUACAACCCAAUAAUUCCAGGAUUCCAUCCAGACCCUAGUUGUAUUUUCGUCCCUGAGUGGAAUGAUACCUUCUUCUGCGCAUCAUCCAGUUUCAAUGCAUUCCCCGGCAUUCCCCUUCAUGCUAGCAAGGACUUGCAGAAUUGGAAACUAGUCGGGCAUGUUUUGAAUAGAAGAGAACAGCUUCCUCGAAUUGCAGAGACAAAUCGAGGCGCAGCUUGGCUGACGGAAUUAAGUGGCAUCUGGGCGCCAACAUUGCGCUACCAUGAUGAUACUUUUUGGCUUGUGACGACUCUCGUAGACGAUGACAGAGACGCGGCAGAUGCUUCGAGAUGGGACAACAUCAUCUUCAAGGCGCGAGAUCCCUUUGAUCCGGAAUCGUGGACCGACGCGAUUCAUUUCGAGUUUGAAGGGUAUGAUACGGAGCCAUUCUGGGACGAUGAUGGUAAGACGUAUAUCAAUGGUGCUCACGCCUGGAAGAUUGGGCCGUGGAUUCAACAGGCGGAGGCCGACCUCAACACUGGAGAGGUCGGCGAAUGGAGGACUAUUUGGAAUGGAACGGGCGGCUUGGCACCGGAGGGACCACACAUAUAUCGUAAUGACGGCUACUACUAUCUACUGGCUGCCGAAGGCGGCACUGGACUCGGUCACAUGGUCACGAUGGCCCGCUCAGAGAAUGUUGGCGGCCCGUACCUGUCAAACCCGUUGAACCCUGCCCUUACCAACGCCAACACAACCAAUUACUUUCAAACUGUCGGACAUGCCGACUUAUUCCAAGAUGCUUCUGGCAAUUGGUGGUGCGUCGCUUUAUCCACGAGAUCAGGACCAGAAUGGCUCAACUUCCCAAUGGGACGUGAGACAGUCAUGACUUCGGCAACGUGGAGCGAAGGGGAAUGGCCAUACUUUACCCCUAUCGAAGGGAAGAUGAGUGGCUGGGAAAUGCCGUUAGAGAAUCUGGAUAUUGAGGGAUCUGGCCAACUGAUCUCGCUGGGAGAAGUCGAAGGUGACGCUUUUGACUUCGCCCCCAAUUCGGCCAUUCCAGACCACCUCACGUAUUGGCGGUUUCCAAUCGAAAGCUCAUACACAGUCUCGCCCCCUGAAAGGCCCAACAGCUUACGCCUAACGCCCUCCAAACUCAAUCUUACCGCUCUCAACGGGAACUACGCGGGUCCAGAAGGGCAGACAUUCAUUGGUAGAAGACAGCAAGACACACUCUUUACCUACAGCGUCGAGCUGGACUUUCAACCCACAAAGGAAGAGGAAGAAGCUGGCGUUACGGUCUUUCUUACGCAAAACCAUCACCUUAACUUAGGUGUUGUCUUGCUACCCGCGAGCGCGAGUACUCAAGCCUUCCCGGGCCAAAAUCCAACGACGGGGGGAAGCCCGAGUGAACUCAAGCUUCAUUUCCGGUUCCGAGGUAUAUCGUAUGUUCCUGUCCCUGCGGAUAUUGUGGCACCCGUACCAGAGGAUUGGGUCGGUAAGCCACUGAGCUUGGAGAUCAAGGCGGUGAACAUGACGCAUUACUCGUUCUCUGCAGGGCCGGCUGGAGCAGCUUCCCAGGCCAAGACCAUUGUCUAUGCCUCCAACGAUGCAGUGAGCUGGGGAUUUACAGGUGUCUUUCUUGGUGCCUACUCGACCAGCAAUGGUGGUGCUGGAGAUACGCCUGCUUAUCUCUCGAACUGGAAGUACACUCCUCAGGGGCAGUUCAGAGAUUAAGAACCACCACAAGCAUAUCAUGUUAUUUGGAAGUCAUAUGUGGUCUACGAGCAAGCUACGUGACGUUACUC